Messenger RNA from Colletotrichum aenigma, 1539 nucleotides. RefSeq lists its product as uncharacterized. Bases 1 to 1539 code for a protein of 512 amino acids. The transcript has 4 exons. NCBI's taxonomy places the organism in Eukaryota, Fungi, Ascomycota, Sordariomycetes, Glomerellales, Glomerellaceae. The record is from RefSeq and is a predicted model, not a curated record.
AUGACUGACAACGAAGCCAAUGGCUUUUGCCGAGUCAUCGAUUGCUACAACCUGUCAGAGACUUCGAUUCAAGCAUAUCCUGACAUCUCGGGCAAUGGUGUUGUGAUUGGCUUCAUGGGAACAGCCUAUCUUGUACUUCUAUUGGUCAUCGGCAACUAUUUUCUUGCAUACGACCCCACGGAUUGUCCUUUUCAAAGCGGCAACUCAAAGAACGAGAACAUAAACAGAGAGCUGUGGCGACCAAAUCCGAUUGAUGAGCGGUUCCUCAGGUGGGUCAGGAAGGGACCGUUGGUCUUUACGGAUGAUACCUGCGCACGCCUUCGAACGGCAUUUGAUGAGUCAGUAAUCAUGCUCUGUGAUGUGCAAGUCGUCACUGGCCUCGGCAUUCUUAUCAGCGGAUUUGUCCUCUUGCGAUGUGGUCUGGACGCUAUUCACUGGCAAAUAGCCGUCUUCUUAGCGUGGUUCUUUACUGUCACCCAUCUUUCUGGACCAGAGGUUCUGCGAACUCAUCUUAACACCUACGUCUGGUCAAAGCAUCUCCGAUUCUCACUUAUGUCCCUUCUCCUGAUCCUUCUCUUAGUGGGCAUCGUACCCACUGGAUUCUUCAGCCUGCGGAACAGGAACUUUUCCUCGCCAGCCGUAUGCUACUUCGACCUGAAGUAUGGCUUCUGGCGAUUCAAGGAAACCUUGAGUCAAAGCGACUUCCCGGAGAUGCAGCUGGAACGUACACCCGCAUACCAGGCUAUGGUGUACUCCAUGGUCUUGCUUGUUCUCGGCUUUGGUACCCGAUCUAUGAAGUUGCUCCACCCGUUGUCUAGGACGUUCAAGCUCAAUGUCAGACAAACGACGAGUCGUCGCGUAAGAAGACUUUUGACAGACUUUGCAAACACACCGGCAUCAUCGGAACGUAGGAAACUCCUCAAGACUGAGCUCAUCUUGAAGCCUGCUUUGGCAGGAUUCUUUAUGGUCAGGCUUACGUCUGACUUUUUCAGCUCAUCCCUAUUUGAGGUUCGUGAAUCAGAAUAUCCGAGUAAUCGAGACGAAUUGGCUGACAGUGGUCUCAACAACAAGGUCUAUUGGCUCUGUGUAAUCCUGGUCUGGGGCACUAUCAAGGUUCUCGGUACCCGCAAUGAGCUUCUUGGCCUCAUUGUGACCGCCGUCGACGAAGAUCAGCUCACGCUAGCUGAGGCGGAGAACCAGUGGACCUUUGGGCAAAUACUGCCUGUGAUACUCCUGUUCGGCCCAGUCUUCACGAUAUUCGGCACCUUCGUCCAUCACAUCACCAAGCCGGACUCUGCAGACUUUCAACACGAAGUCUAUUCAGAUAGUCGUCCCAAUGAGGCCACUAUGUCCGGCACGACAGUAGCUCCCAGUCGCGCCACAUCAUUCAGACAAGGGAAUACAAAAACACCGUCGAAGAAUGCGGGGCCCAAAGUGAACGUCGCCGACUCUCACGCGGGGUCGUACGACGCCGACGAGGCUUUCCAUCAGGCUAUCCCGCAUCUUGAAGAUUACAGGUGCGCUUCCUGGCUGCCCUGA